Molecule: messenger RNA, 1686 nt
Organism: Capronia coronata CBS 617.96
Lineage: Eukaryota; Fungi; Ascomycota; Eurotiomycetes; Chaetothyriales; Herpotrichiellaceae
Exons: 1
Coding region: 1-1686 (561 amino acids)
Cellular component (GO): cytoplasm
Molecular function (GO): exopolyphosphatase activity
Source: RefSeq, a predicted model, not a curated record
AUGCCGUCUCUGAGCUCGUAUCUCGCGAAUGUUCGUCGUCUAGUGUUUCAACCCAGAUCGUCCGCUCCGUCGUCAAAUGGAGGCAUCGAUCAGUCAGGUGGGAGGUCGACUUUGGUGAUGGGCAAUCCGUCAGCGGAUCUGGACAGUUUUGUGUCUGCGGUGCUGCUGUCCUACUUCUACAACCUCCCAAGCAGACACAGCAACUCUUCCCAUCCACAGGCAAGCACAGACGGCGGUGCUGGUGGUAUUGGUACUCUGAAGACGAAAUAUGUGCCUGUCUUGAACCUACCUGCUGUCAAGGCCGACGAAUUAUGGCGACUGAGACCUGAAUUCGGGGUUGCGCUGCGGUGGGCGGUGGGCGAAAUCCCAACCGGAACUGGUCCUGGUGCAGACGAGCAAAGUAAAGACGCUGAGAAAGUCAAGCAAUUAGAAGAUAUGAUUACAGUUGCAGAUAUCAAGAGCGAUUCGAACUCAGUAUUCCACAGCGUCUUUGCGGACUCGGCGCACAAAGCUGCUGGAUCGCAAACAUCGAUCCAAGCAGGCUCUACAGGUUCCACUGAUGCUGCUUCGUCACAGUCACAGACGCAGACACAACCGCAGUCGUUGCUACUUGUGGACCACAAUGCACCAUCGAUCCCAGGCAUGUCGGACGAGACUAUCCGCUCCAGACUCAAGGUGAUCGGCUGCAUCGAUCAUCAUGUCGACGAAGGUUACGUGGAACAAGACGCUUCGCCACGCAUCAUCACUACAGGAAUCGGCAGCUGUACGAGCCUUGUGGUCAAACAUCUCCGAGAUCAAGGGAUGUGGCCUACACCAUCUGUAAACAAUACCAAUAGUAGUGAUCAUGAUGUACCGUCGACAGCUACUACUACUCUGACAACGCAGGACGCAAGCACGAAUGUGGCCUCCAUUCAAGAACUCAGCAAACUCGCCCUAGCACCUAUUCUGAUCGACACAACGAAUCUCACAGGAAAAGGGGACAAGUGUUCAGACACGGAUAGGGAGGCUGUUGCUUUUCUCGAAGCAUUCCUCUCACCUCCAUCUACACAACACAGCCAAACGAAGGAUGUCAAAACAAAUGCACAUGCAGAUACAAGAGAGGCUCCACCCCCUUCUGACAAAACAGGUCAAACAUCAUGGGACCGUACCGCAUUCUACAAUGCCAUCUCCACCGCCAAAGCGAAUUCUCUCAACCUUCUCACCAUGCAGGAGACCUUCGAUCGGGAUUACAAAGUCUGGCAAGAACGUACACGUACACAACCAACCUCUUCAUCGUCGGGCGCGAAAGACAUCAACGUCGGCAUCAGCAGUCUCGUCAAGCCGCUCUCAUGGCUCAUCAAGCAUGCAGGCGGCGUGGACAAGUUUCUCGAUGAGGUGGAAACUUUCGCCACAGCAGAAGAUCGCAAAUUGGGCGUAUUCGCCAUGUUGACCCGGGCUGGGCACGGCAAGGAGAUGGCCGUGUUUGUCCUCGAUGAGGAUUUGACAGAGUCUGGACUGAUAGGCCAUUUUGAAGACAGGGCUGGAGAAUUGCAGCUGCGCGAGUGGGAUGAGGAUCGAGAGUUGAUGGAGGCGCUGAAUCAGAGACUGACGGGGAAGCGGGGAUGGAAGGUUUGGUGGAUUGGCGACACGAGCAAGAGUCGGAAACAGGUUGGGCCGUUGCUGAGAGAGGCCGUGAAGACGAUGUGA